AUCUAUCCAUCCAUCUAUCCAUCCCUGGUCUGUUCAUUCAUGAAAGUCAUCCCAGUCUGCCUACCCUCCCGCCUGGUUAUUUAUACUUGUGGAUUAAUCAUAUGUUGUCAGGGAUGGCGCGCAUGCGCAGUGGACGCCGAGAUUCUCUGAAUCAUCGAUGGAAACAAGGGAGGGAUCGAGAGGUGACUGUAGAGUGAUGGGACCCGGUUGAGGAAACAGCAGCGAGUGAUCACUGUCUGAGCUGCUAAUGACAGGUGUGAAGGAUGACUACAUGCUCAGACAUCUGCGGGUCGGAAUAUGGAGAGCAAGCUCGAGGCGGUGGGAACUACCAGCAGUACGGAGUUCGCUCCUACCUCCACCAGUUUUAUGAGGAGUGCACAGGUUCUAUCUGGGAACGUGAUGAAGAUUUUCAGAUUCAGAGAUCACCGAGCAGGUGGAGCUCUUUACUCUGGAAGGUCUGUCUCGCGUUUGGGACCCUGAUAUUGUUUGCAGGACUCAUUGUGCUGUUGGUGGGUUACGUGACUCCGACGAGGAUUGAAGCAUUCGGUGAACAUGACCUUCUCUUCAUUGACAGCCAUGCUGUCAGUUUCAACCAUGCUCUGGAUGUCUGUAAGCUGACGGGUGCUGUGCUGUUCUCUGUGGGCGGCACGUCAGUAGCUGUCGGUCUUCUGCUGUCUGCCUUCGCCAGAAGCUACUCCAAAGAAGAACUGUACCUGCAGCAGAAGUUUAAGGAGCGAUUGGCAGAUCUGCAUGCCACAGUCGGUUCUCCGAUAAUGAGAGCACCGGCUCCUGGGGAGGGAAAGGUGCCCGUCUCGCUGUCCAAAGUGCAGAACAUCCAACCCGUCACCACAAAGUCAGAAACCUGAUUGGUGUCCAGAUGAAAGCAUGAAGGAAAGUUUGGAUGAGGAUCUGUCAGUGUUCACACCGUGUGAGUGAGUGAGUGUGUCAGUUUGUGAGCACUUCCUGUCCGGGAAAAGGUCAUCUUACAUCACUGGUACUUUUGGUUCAUUAUCUUUAUUGACGUUAAUGUCAAGGAGUUAGUAAGCGGAAUAAAGCUUUACUGUCAUUUGAUCAAAGCGAAAUCUCACAACACAGAUGUGCAAAAAUAAAAAAAAAGGUGCAACUGUCAAAACAUCUUUUUAUUAUUUGAUUUUUUGUUUGUUUGUUUGUUUGGGGGAAUAAAGUUAUUUGCUGGAAAGAAAAGUAAAAUAUGUCUCUUUUAAAUAUGAUUUAAAUUUGAAAGAUAAUUAAAAGUAGCUCUAUACACUGUAAAAACUGAAUUAUUGUUUUAUUUUUGUUAUUUAAAGUCACACUCUGGUCAUAUUUUGAUUUAUUUUGAAAUAGUUCCCAAUGGUCUUUUAAUUAUGAUUAUACCAUUUUAAACAAAAUCAAGAAACCUGACUUUUUUAGGACAUAGUUUCUGCAGUGCGGCAGUAGUUCAUGAGAAAUUUCCCUCUGAGUUGUGGGCGGGGCUGAUCGUGCGGAGUAAGCCCGCACCCUUCCUAUCGUCCAAUUUUUUUUACGUGCUGUCCCGCUGACUAAUAGACUAUCAUAACUAUUUACCAGUGCAACAAAAAUGGCGAGCAGUAUUGGACCCAUCCAGGUCAGGCGAAGAAAAUGAAGAUGUACACAGAGCUAGUCGUCUACAACUGGACGCAUCAGAAUGGAGCUUGUGGCUUGCCGUAGUAAUGUGUACAUCACACUUAGAAGCUUUUUCCAGCUGAUUUUUUUAAACUGCUCCUGAUUCACAAUGAUUUAUAUGAAGAAACACAAUUUUUAAAAUUAAUUUUCUUUAUGUAUUUAGAAAAAUGCCACAAGAACAAACUAAAAACCUAAUUUUUAAAAGAGUUAAAAGUAAAUCUGCUGAUUUUUUGACUUAUUUUUAAGGGGUCUGUUUUUACAGUGUAUACAUUAAACAUUGUCACAGUCAAAGCCAAUGAAAGAACAGUGGGAUAUAAGACUAUGUCUUUACAAUCACACGUUCACCUGAACACUCUUUCCACAGAGUGAACGCUCUGAAUCACAGGGUUGUGUUUUUGAAAGCCCUUUUUCAGUCCACAUCACAGGAGUCUUAACAGAUGGCUGGCGGUAGGUUGACAGUGUCAGGUCAGAUUAGACAUGAAGACAGACGGGGAGAAAACUUCAGCACAGAUUUCAUGCUGACAUUUUCCUCUGUCUCAUUAGGCCUCUGACCUUGUUUCCUUCAGUAAACCUUCAGACGGGAUCAAUAGAUGAGACAAGACGGAGUGAAAGAAGCUACAGAGGAACAGGCUGGUCGCUCUUUUCCCCACAGGACAGACAUGCAUUUAGAAUCCGCUCAACCUAAAAAUAUAACCGGCUUUUGACACAUUUUCUUGACCGGAAUGUUCUUUUUGUUUCUUGUGAGGACAUAGACACAUGCUCACGGAAGCAACCAAUUAUUUAUGAUGCUGAACACCCAAAUUUCUCUUCCAGUCACGACUCUGUCACUUGUAGACAUCAAGAUGGAACAAUAAUGCGCGAGAGAGAGACAAGUAGCGAGACGGACAAGUUGCAUAACAGGAAUCGACUCAGCUCAGUCGUGUUUGACAGCGUUGAUGCUGUCGUGAUUCAGAGAUGCUUAACAAUCUCCCUCCUGCUCUAAUGCUCCAAACUCCAGCAGACCUCAGCUAAUCUGCGAUUUAGAAAGCAGAGAAAAUAGUCAACCGUUUUAUAAAACAAAUUUUUUGUCUCGCCUGCUGUAGCCAGAAGCCAGGUUUUAGGUUGAAAAGGUUAGAUUGACUUCCUGUACGGUAUUUUAUGCACUAAAGGGUGCAUCAGAAAAUAAAGAGCACUGUCAAAGAGUAGUCUAUUUUCCAACUUGUCAUUUAAGGUGCACAAAACUAUAAGGUACAUUAAGUGUGACAAAAGAGUCUUAAAUGAUGAGUCCAUCAGUCAGACUUUUACAAUUGCAGUAGUUAAUGUAACACGCUACAAGUUAGCCAAGUUAGAACUGCUAGCUACGUUAGCAAACUCACAAUACCUGUAACUCCCAACUUUAUUUGCAAUAUGGAAAAAACAGGCAUACCACUAAAACAAACAUUCCUGUGGCUACGCUAACGCUCAACCUUGUUAGUGACAAGUAAAACAAAAAACAGUCCACACUGCUACACAUUAGCUGCGUUAACAUUUUCGCAAAAACACCAAAGUUUGUUUGGACCACAGAAAAUACAGACUGAUACCGCUAAAGCAAACAUUAAUAUGACUACGCUAACUCCCAACCUUGCUAGUAACACAAAAAAUACACGCGGAUAACGCUGAAAAAAACAUUAGGCUAAUGUGACUAUGCUAACUCUCAACUUAGUUAGUGAUACAAAACAAUAGAGACUGAUACCACUAAAGCAAACAUUACUGUGACUGUGCUAACUCCCAGCCAUGUUAAUAACAUGUAAUAAAACCUGUCUGACACAGCUACUUGUUAGCCACGUUAGCUUAUUUACCCUAAUGCCUAACCUUGUUUGCAACUCAUAAUAACUAACUUAAUUAGCUUAAACAAACAUUAAUGUGACUACGCUAACUCCCAACCCUGUUAGUAACACAAAAAAUACAGACUGGUACAGCUAAUAUAAGGAUAACUGUGAUGUAAAACAAACAAAAAAACAUAGUUCAACACUGCUUCACAUUAGCCUCGUUAGCAUAUUUCCAGUAACAUCCAACCUUAGACAGAGCGCUGUGUACCUCUCAAAAUUGCUUCAAAAUCAAUAAGUAACCAGAACUAAUCCAUAUAUAAGACGUUCAUCGUGUCAUUUUUUUUUUUUUUCAAAUAAGGCUUUUCAGUGCGCCUUAUAGUGAGGAAAAUACAACAGGAAAUGUCUUUUCCACCUAGGAUAGUUGCAACUACAAGCACAAUAAAAGUCUUUUUAUUUGUUUUUUCUUAACCGUUUCUUAACUUUGAUGCUGUCAUGUUGACUCAUGUUUGUUUCUAUUGUUGUUUUUCCCAUUUUUCUUCAAUUCAAAGUGCCAGAACUCAACUCUUGUGGUGAAGAUGUGACAUGAUGCACUGUACCUGUUUAGAACAAUGUUACUCUGCAGGUCAUCGUUUUUGGAAAAGUUCCAGUUUUUUUUUUUUAUUUGUGUGUGUGUUUUUUUCCAAAGCAUUGCCUCAGUGAUGUAGAAUAUCUGCGGUAUGAAACAGUGAGCUGUUUUGCCGAUCUCACAUGUAAGCUGACCUUUUCAAUUUAGCCCUGUGACCUCUGUUCUGCUGUUCUUUUGCUUUCAAUUUGGAAAUAAAUUAUCUUUUCAUUGGAUCCAGAAUAUAAUUCAAAACUGUGGUUGAACUCUGAUAAAAAAAACAAAAAACAAAAAAAAAAAACAACUUAACAAAUGUUUUCAUUGAGCUUACUCAACCUUUGAGCUGCAAAUUGAAGCCAUACUGUUAUCUAAAUUGUAAAGGGUGACCCCUCCAGUUUUUGGAAGUGAAUGUGUUUGCUGAAAUGUUACGCUGUUUAUGAUGAGUCACCAAUAUUUUUCAGGCUUUUUUCAGUCCUAUUCAGCAAGUCUAAAUGUAUGUCACUCCCGAUGUAACUGUGGAUUAUCUCAGUCAGUAAAAAUGAAUAAAUAUUAUAGCAUACUGAUACUGUAGGACAUUGGAUUGAAAAAAAAAAAACAGUAUAUAUCCAUGAAUGUGUUUACACAAUCUAUUUUUUGAAGAACACAAUAAAAUGAUCUAUCUGCGGCUCAAAUAAAUGUACAGCUUGUUUGUA
This is a messenger RNA of Oryzias melastigma (Indian medaka), 4721 nucleotides long. It is a transcript of the gene nrsn1, whose product is annotated as neurensin 1. The transcript has 6 exons. The record is from RefSeq and is a predicted model, not a curated record. The coding region runs from base 264 to 866 and encodes 200 amino acids. Gene Ontology annotation, biological process: nervous system development. Gene Ontology annotation, cellular component: neuronal cell body; neuron projection; transport vesicle. Lineage: Eukaryota; Metazoa; Chordata; Actinopteri; Beloniformes; Adrianichthyidae.